CGAAUCUAUCUACAUGGUAAUAAGCGUGCCUUAUAUAGACUAUGUCCCAGGUGUGAUCACUCCCGUGUAAAUAAUCAUAAUCACCCUGGGGUGAUCACAGUUGGGUUGAUCACUUCCUUGGCGAUGAUCGUGAUCACUCCGGCCCUGGUGAUCGGGUUAGGGUUUCUUAUCUUAUCACCACGUGACCUCGUGCUCCUUGGUUGUCCUGGCUUGGGUUCCCGACAUCUUUCUCGUUCUUGCCCAAUCGUGUCGGUACCAAUCCUGGUCGUAACAUCAGGUCUCCCCUCCCAAGGCCAAGUCCCGUGGCCGUAUAAGUUGUUCGUCCAAUUUCCGCGUCCGCCGUUCGCCGUGAACGUCUGGCCGAAACCAUUGUUCUUGAGGGUUUCGAAGUUAUGCCGUGUUCCUCCUGUAAGGCCCGCGGCCACUCGUGUCGCAUGAUCUCAUCGAAUUCUCGAUGUAGUGGUCUUCCUUUCGCGUAUGGUUUGUUUCGCAAUCUGACCUGGUCCCCAAAACGCCUUUUUCAAUCUCGCAGCGAGGCUGAAGCUGUCCGUUUGGAUGCUGAGUUGUCGGUAAAGGAUGCUGUGGAAAGGGAUCGUUUGGGGGUCGACGAGCUGCCCUUCGAUGGUCCUUCUAAAUCAGGUCUGGUUCCUGAACUGCGCUCCCUGGGUCACGUCGAUGUUGUCGACUGGUCCUCGGUGUUGGGUGCUGAUCCGCAAAACUGGGUUUUCGCAGAUUUAGCCCCUGGAAAUGAUCCAACUCCUGGUAGUAUUGACGGAGUGGUUCCUGGCAAUUCUGGAGGUGGCUGAGGGGUUCCCAAAUGUUUUCUUCGUGUCCGUAGUUUUCCCAUUUAACAAGGUACUCUGUUUUGCCGUGGUUUCGUCUGUGGUCGAAU
Molecule: messenger RNA, 892 nt
Organism: Pyricularia oryzae 70-15
Lineage: Eukaryota; Fungi; Ascomycota; Sordariomycetes; Magnaporthales; Pyriculariaceae
Exons: 5
Coding region: 393-806 (137 amino acids)
Source: RefSeq, a predicted model, not a curated record